Molecule: messenger RNA, 2791 nt
Organism: Odocoileus virginianus texanus
Lineage: Eukaryota; Metazoa; Chordata; Mammalia; Artiodactyla; Cervidae
Source: RefSeq, a predicted model, not a curated record
GCUCUGCGCAGGCGCCACCCGCCCCUCCCGCGUCCCUAAAAGGCUCAAGGUCAUGGGCUGAGGCCCCAGACUCCACCGCCGGCCCACCUCUCACGAGCUCGGCUGACGCCUCCGCCUCCUCCAGACGCUCCCCGAGUUCCGUGAGGGGCGGGCCGGAGAGAAGGGCCGGCCCUGACAGGAGAGAGCGUGUUUACCCGUCACCUCAGCGCCAGUGGGCUGGCUGCAGCCCCGCCCCUCUCCCCUCCUUAAAGGUGCCUGUGGCUCCCCUCCUCCCUCAGAGGAGCGGCCUCACGGUUGGUGUCCUCAGGGGCUGGCUUGACAGGGUGAUUCCGCGCUAGCCUGCUGUCCGCUGUGGUGGGAGAUGUCGGAAAGUAACCUGGCGGCGCGCAGUGACGGACUCGAGGGGCAGGUGUCCGGCGCGCAAGUCAUCGCCCAGGCCCUGAAAACCCAGGACGUGAAUUACAUGUUCGGCAUCGUAGGCAUCCCGGUGACUGAAAUCGCCCUUGCUGCGCAGGAGGUGGGCAUCAGAUACAUCGGGAUGAGGAAUGAGCAGGCAGCUUGCUACGCUGCCUCUGCAGUUGGAUAUCUGACAGGCAGGCCAGGAGUUUGCCUUGUUGUUUCUGGCCCCGGUCUCAUCCAUAGUUUGGGCGGUAUGGCAAAUGCAAACAUGAACUGUUGGCCCUUGAUUGUGAUUGGUGGUUCCUCUGAAAGAAGUCAGCAAACAAUGGGAGCCUUCCAGGAAUUUCCUCAGGUUGAAGCUUGUAGAUUAUAUAGCAAGUUCUCAGCCCAGCCAAGUAGCAUAAAAGCUAUUCCGUCUAUUAUCGAAAAGGCAGUGAGAAGCAGUCUUUAUGGUCGUCCAGGUGCUUGCUAUGUCGACAUACCUGCAGAUUUUGUGAACCUCCAGGUGAAUGUGAGUUCUGUAAAGUAUGUGGAGUGCUGUAUGCCACCUCCUAUUAGCAUGGCAGAAACCUCUGCUGUAUCCAUGGCAGCGUCUGUUAUUAGGGAUGCCAAGCAGCCCCUUGUCAUCAUUGGGAAAGGUGCCGCUUAUGCCCAUGCAGAGGAGAGUAUCAGGAAGUUGGUGGAGCAGUGUAAAUUGCCGUUUCUGCCCACCCCCAUGGGAAAGGGUGUGAUCCGUGACAACCAUCCAAACUGCGUAGCUGCUGCCAGAUCCAGGGCCUUGCAAUUUGCUGAUGUAAUUGUGUUACUUGGUGCCAGAUUAAAUUGGAUUUUGCAUUUUGGACUGCCUCCAAGGUAUCAGCCAGAUGUGAAGUUUAUCCAGGUUGAUAUCUGUGCAGAAGAAUUGGGGAAUAAUGUAAGGCCUGCUGUGACCUUGCUUGGAGACAUAAAUGUUGUCACUAAACAGCUUUUAGAAGAAUUUGAUAAAACACCAUGGCAGUAUCCUCCUGAGAGCAAGUGGUGGAAAGUUCUGAGAGAAAAAAUGAAGAGCAAUGAAGCUUUAUUCAAGGAAUUAGCUUCCAAAACAUCUCUGCCUAUGAACUAUUACACAGUAUUCCACCAUGUUCAAGAACAACUACCCAGAGACUGUUUUGUGGUGAGUGAAGGCUCAAAUACUAUGGAUAUUGGACGCACUGUGCUUCAAAACUACCUUCCUCGCCAUAGACUUGAUGCUGGUACUUUUGGAACAAUGGGAGUCGGUUUGGGAUUUGCCAUUGCAGCUGCUAUAGUGGCUAAAGAUAGAAACCCAGGGCAGCGGGUCAUCUGUGUGGAAGGAGACAGUGCAUUUGGAUUUUCUGGCAUGGAAGUAGAAACCAUCUGCAGGUACAGCUUGCCAAUUGUAGUUUUGGUGGUGAAUAAUAAUGGAAUUUAUCAAGGUUUUGAUACAGAUAGUUGGAAGGAAAUGUUAAAAUUUGGAGAUGCUACUACAGUGGCCCCUCCAAUGUGUCUUCUGCCCCACUCACAGUAUGAGCAUGUCAUGACUGCAUUUGGAGGCAAAGGGUAUUUUGUACAAACACCAGAAGAACUCCAGAAAUCCCUGAGGCAGAGCCUGGCAGACACAACUAAUCCCUCCCUCAUCAACAUCAUGAUUGAGCCACAAGCCACUCGGAAAGCCCAGGAGNUUCACUGGCUGACCAAGUCUAAUCUGUAAAUAAAGAUGCCAAUGAGUGACUUGAAGAGUCACUCUUUCCUAUAAGAUGGAACUUUAUUUUUCACAACAAAAUUACUCUAAUGUUAAAAUUGUCAUGUAAAAAUUAAAUAAAACAUUUCUAAAUGACAUUCUAUAGUGCAGGAAUUGAUUAAAAAUAUAAAAAGUUAGCAGUAUAUCCUACCACAGAAAUAACCAUUUACAGAUGGAAGAAGGGGUUAAUUACAUUGUAUUGUGACUGCCUAACUGUUGAAUUACACAUAAAUAUUCUUUUAAAUAAAUCCAUUCUUAGUGUCACAUAUCUUUUAGAAACCUCUUCAGACAAAAAAAGCUUCAAGAACUGUAUACCGAGAGGCAUGUUCAGUGAGUUAGAGUACCUGGACUAGUUCUGCCUUGUGGUUUGUCCACUGAGCAUUUUGUACCUUAGUCUGCCCAGGGUUUGAUGGGCCUUGUUCUACAUUAAAGUUGAAUGUGUGUUUUAUUUUUCUGUAAAGAACUUAUUAAACCAAAGGAGAAGUCACAUCACACCCAAACUAAUAACUUCAGGGUGUGUUUGGAUGAUCAGCCUUAGUGUAUGUGUACCACAUUGAGAGCAGCUAUCAACAGCCUUAAUAUAUAAAAAACUCUAGUAGAUAAGAAAACUGUUAAUGGACUAGUCAAAAAGUGGGCAAAGGGCAUGAAUGUAUA